AUGAGAAUCUCUGGAAUUCUUGAUGGAGGUUGGAGUCAGUGGAGUUCUUAUGGGGGUUGCUCAGCGACUUGCGGUGAAGGGGUUCAGGAAAGGAUAAGGUCGUGUAACAAUCCAACACCCCUAAAUGGCGGAUUUAUAUGCGCAGGCAGUAACAUAUAUCGUAGAAUAUGUAACGAAAGGACAUGCCCAAUUGAUGGAAGUUGGAGUUUGUGGAUUCCUGAUGGACGUUGUUCAGUGACUUGCGAGAAGGGAAUUCAGAACAAGAAAAGGUUGUGUAACAAUCCAACACCCCACUUUGGUGGAUCGGCAUGCGCAGGCAGAAACGAAACUGUUGGAUUCUGUAACGAAGGGCCAUGCCCAAUUGAUGGAAGUUGGAGUUUGUGGAUUUCUGAUGGACCUUGUUCAGCGACUUGCGGGGAGGGGGUUCAGGCCAAGAAAAGGUUGUGCAACAAUCCAACACCCCAAUAUGGUGGAUCGGCAUGCGCAGGCAGUAACAAAGAUGUUGGAUUCUGUAAGGAAAGGCCAUGCCCAAAAACAUGGAACGAUAGCUGUUUGAUGAAUUCCGACUGCACUGAUCACCUGGUAUGUAACGACAGGUAUAAUACCUGUGAUUGUAUGCGUGUAACGGACGUUUGGGAUCCAGUUCAUAUGAUAUGCCUAUCAAGUUUGGAGUUCCUUGCGAUAUAUUCACCAGAGAGACUAGACUUCGCCUCCGCUACCAAGAACUGCACUAACAAUAUGACAGGCUUCCUGGCUACUCGCGACUUCAUGAAUAACAUGUUCCUCACAUGCAUGGACACUAACCAUGAUAUAUGGCUGGCCAACACCAUAGAAACAACGAGUACAAACGAUGGAGGUAUCAAUUUUUAUGAUGUUCUAAAUAAACUUUCCAAGGGCGGUAAAACUAGCGGUUCCAUAAAUACUGAACUAGAAGUUAGAUACAACAACACUGCUACUCCGGUCGCCGACCAGGAAGACCCUGAUCACCUGUCACAUGGGAAGGCUGGUCCAGCGAUAGAAACCGAUCACUAUGGUUACGGAAUUCUGGGUAAAACUUCAGGGGCUGAGAGGAAUCCCGUAGGAAUUGAUGACGACGAUUUUUACUCUCACACAAACACAAAUCAACCAUUCGGUAGUGAAUACGAUGUCUUUGAGAGGAAAAAAGAAAAUAGGGACGAGUCGGGGAUCUACGAUCACACUAAACCUGGGAUGGAAGAAGGACAAUAUGACGAAUUCCAAGAUCCAAAAUCGUCGUGUGUGUACAACGACGAUUUUAUCUACAAUACAGACACCGAUGAGUUACCCUAA
Mizuhopecten yessoensis (Yesso scallop) is the source of this 1308-nucleotide messenger RNA. Its product is annotated as thrombospondin-2-like. The transcript has 7 exons. The record is from RefSeq and is a predicted model, not a curated record. Lineage: Eukaryota; Metazoa; Mollusca; Bivalvia; Pectinida; Pectinidae. Bases 1 to 1308 code for a protein of 435 amino acids.